AUGCAGAGAGACGCUGCAGUUGAAAGCACCUACAUGAACAAUCGGCUCCUUGUAGGCAACAUACCCGGAUUGGACUUGUACGAUUUCACGGCCACGCAGCAAGCCGACAUUGCAAAGGAGAUCACCGCGCUCUUCACCGAGAUAGCCUUCGCGAACGCUUCAUCGAAGCUAACCGAUGGCACAUACAUCGGCGCCAACGCCACCGCCGCAUCCCUCGACGCCCUUCCCCUCUCCGUCCUCUCCCUCGACAACGUCCCCGCCUACCGCCUCUCCGUCAACUGCACCCCGCGCCGUGCCGAGCAAAUCAGCAUCCUGCAGCCCUACGGCCAAUACCACAGCGUGACGCAGAUCUCCAUCCUCUGGAACGAAACCGGCAGCAGCACCACCGCCCUCGGCCCCCGCCAGGCGAACUACCCGGGCACGCCCUCGGACAUCUCCACCGGCGACGGCGACGACUACUCCUUCGUCGGCUUCACCCUCGGCAGCGAAGAAGCCUACCUCGGCCGGCUGAACCGCUUCAACCUAACCAACGACACGGCGCCCAGCCCCUACGGCGCCGUCCACUACGCCGCCUUCAACAUGUCGCAGUGGAGCUUCACCGGCACGCAGAGCACCAUGUCGACCAGCGGUUUGAGCUGCUCCCUCUACCGCGAGACCGGGACACUGAACUACGUCCGCGCCGGGAACACCUCUUCCACCACCUCCAGCUCCUCAUCCUCGUCGUCGUCUUGGACCAUCACGAACCCCACCUUCGACGAAACGACGAAAACCCGCAUCCCGUCGCUGCUCGCACAGUGGCAGACCAACCUCAACUACCGCGCGCCAUCCGCCAACAACCCAGGCAUCGGCCCGGCCCUGUGCUCGCGCGGCAGCACGUACUACGACAACACCUUCGGCGACUACGCGCUCAACUUCCUGUACGCGAGCGGCGAGGUGCAGCGGCUGACGUACGAAGUCGCUGCCUCGAGCGGCAACGCGACGCGCAACGCGGCCGAGUACUUCUACCCCCUGUCGGGCACGGAGACGGAGCAGCAUUACCGCAUCACGUACGUGCCUUCGAUACUGUUGGUCGGGUUGAUUAGUAUGCUGGGGGCGGCAGGGGUGACGGCGGCGAUGGCGCUGUUUGCGUGGAGGAGUGUGUCGGGGAGAGGUUUCAGGAGGGUGGAUCCGGUGAGGUUGUUGGUGGAUGGGGUUGUCGGGUUGAGGGGGGAGGUGGAGGAGGUGGCGAGGGUGGCGACGGGGUCGAAUACUGUUGUGGAUGAGUGGGCGGGGAGGUGUAGGGUGCGGUAUAGGGCGGUGGAUGAGGGGGUUGGGGAGCCGGUGAGGGUUGUGUUGGAGAAGAGGUAA
Lasiodiplodia theobromae is the source of this 1347-nucleotide messenger RNA. RefSeq lists its product as uncharacterized. The transcript has a single exon. The record is from RefSeq and is a predicted model, not a curated record. NCBI's taxonomy places the organism in Eukaryota, Fungi, Ascomycota, Dothideomycetes, Botryosphaeriales, Botryosphaeriaceae. The coding region runs from base 1 to 1347 and encodes 448 amino acids.